AUGGGCUUUUUGUCAUGGUUAACAAAGUAAGUUAUACAUAGUUUUAUUAAAUCUUAUUCUAAAAACUUUUUUACGCUUUUUAUAGUGUUAUAUUUUGAUUUUGGGAUUUUGGUAACGCAAUGUUAUGUUACUUUCAGAUCAGGUAUCAGGUUGGCAGCUGUAGCUGGAGCCGUUAAGAUCUCUAUUGAUCAGAACGUGUGGACUCUCGAGCCAGCCGUCGGUGAGACGGUUUAUGACAAUUUCACGAAAAAUAUUGUCAAUGGAACUGUAGUCUACAAAGAAAAGGUAAUGUUAGGCUUUUUUAUUAUACAUCUAAUUCAUAAGAUCAUGUAAUGUUCUUUAUAUUUAUAUGAAACACUCUUGGACCCUACUUACUUUUAACAGCCAUUGAAAUUUUAAAUUGCUAGUUAUGCUACUAUUUACAGCUUCCGUCGUGUGAGGAAGUGCAAUCGGAAGUAGGAUCCAAGUGGAACAAGAAUGUCAACUGUGCCUUUCAUUAUAUUAACAAUGCUCCAGAGUUGAUUCGAGUGAAGAGUGUUGAGUUCUACCGAUCACAAAUCGAACCCAGGCUUUAA
Messenger RNA from Bursaphelenchus okinawaensis, 575 nucleotides. The record is from the annotation of a GenBank genome assembly. Lineage: Eukaryota; Metazoa; Nematoda; Chromadorea; Rhabditida; Aphelenchoididae.